AUGUCUUCUACCGUGUCAGCGCCCCCCACAGCCACUGCUACAGGGCCGUCCUUCCUCCCACUUGCCUUGGUCGACAAGUGUGUGGGCAGCCGCAUCUGGGUUAUCAUGCGGGGUGAUCGUGAACUGGUUGGAACACUUCGAGGAUUUGACGACUACGUGAAUAUGGUGCUCGAUGACGUUACGGAAUACACAAUCCUUCCUGAUGGUGGAAAGCGUGUCGACAAGAUUGAGUCUAUCCUCCUUAACGGCAGCUCAGUCGCUAUGCUCGUUCCUGGGGGCAGUCCUGAAGCGUAG
Messenger RNA from Perkinsus marinus ATCC 50983, 294 nucleotides. RefSeq names its product U6 small nuclear ribonucleoprotein E, putative. Gene Ontology annotation, molecular function: RNA binding. The transcript is spliced from 4 exons. Gene Ontology annotation, biological process: mRNA splicing, via spliceosome. The coding region runs from base 1 to 294 and encodes 97 amino acids. NCBI's taxonomy places the organism in Eukaryota, Perkinsozoa, Perkinsida, Perkinsidae. The record is from RefSeq and is a predicted model, not a curated record. Gene Ontology annotation, cellular component: Lsm1-7-Pat1 complex; U6 snRNP; U4/U6 x U5 tri-snRNP complex.